This is a messenger RNA of Chironomus riparius, 4192 nucleotides long. The record is from the annotation of a GenBank genome assembly. NCBI's taxonomy places the organism in Eukaryota, Metazoa, Arthropoda, Insecta, Diptera, Chironomidae.
AUUUACAAUGAAUGUUUUCUCUCUCGUUUCUCAUUUUUCACAUUCAUUUCAUUUCAACUUUAGACACAGAGAGACUUAAACGUGUUUUAAUCAAUUCUCGGUCGCCAUUAAAAAAAUUUAUAAAACAUUUAUUUGUAAAAACCAGAAAUAUUGUGAUUUAAGUGAAUUUAAAUAAUAAAAAAUAAUCAAAAAAAAUAAUUAAGUUAAAAUACAUUUAAAAGAAAUGUAAAAUCUAUGUUAAAUGUCAUUUUAAUUGAAACAAAAUUCCUAAAAAUUAUUUAAAAAUUACAAAAAAGUAUAUAAAAUAAGAAAUAACUCAACAAUGCAGCAAGUAGAGAUUGAUACCGAGAAGCACAUCCUGACUCAAACUAAGAAGCUUUCCGAUGGAUCAUAUGAAAAAAUUUUCUCAAGAAAUUCACGUGGUCCGGCUGGUUACUUUACUUACAAUUGUCAUCUUUGCGGUGUUCCCAACUUGCCAGGAGAAAAAGCAUUGCAGACGCACAUAACAGGAAAAAAGCAUCAGAACCGUCUUCUUUAUAAUUACACUCCUGAAGCUGUUCUAUUUCGAUCAUUCAUUGGAACAGGAAAAAAUACUCAAAUAAUAUUUCCAGGAGAGCCAAUUCCACCCGGAUUUGAGGACGAAAUGAAACCAAUUUGUCAAAUGGACGCGAUAAUUGAAAAAAUAGAAAAGCCAUUAAUUGGACUUGAAUACAUUCUAGAGCUACAUGAUUUAAAGGCAAAGGAAGCACUCUAUGUAUGCACAUUAUGCGACAAAAGAUGUGAUCCUAGAAAUAUUAUUCCUCAAAUUACAUCGCAUCGUCACAGGAUGAAAUAUUUGGAUCUACAUUUUCCAAAAAUUAUGAACAUUCUCAAUCGAGAGUCACGAUUCAACACUGACAUGUCUUAUCGCGAGGAAGUUCUUACAAAAAUAGCAAAAUCAAUUGAGGAACAGUCAAAAAGGCAAAAACCAACAGUUCAUGACUAUAAAAAAUAUGAAAUUAGUAAAAAUGAAAUUACCGAAGAAAUUAAAAAUUUAAAACAUUUUGACGAGAGCGACUUUCCAGAUGCUGACAAGAUUUUCUUUGUUAAUACAAAAACAAAUGAUCUUCUUGAUGACGUGUCAUCAGGAUCUGAUUCUGAUUUUGAAGAAUAUAAUGAAAAAUCUCGAGAUUUUGUUACGUCAGAUAAAAAGAAAAGUUCUUUUAAGUUUGCUGAUGCACGACCAGAAAAAUCCAAUGAGAAAAGCUUAAAAGAACUCGCAAUGUCUUCAAAAACGACGGAACUUCCACAAAAAGCCGAAGUCAAGAAAAUUCUAACACCACGAGAACUUUCCGAACAGUCAAAUGCCAAAAUGCAGGAAAAGUACACAAUUGAAAAGUAUAAAGCUACGGUGUCAAUCGCAAUAGAAGGUUUAGAGAAAAAAUUUAUUGAAUAUAACAAAAAUCCAGAAAAACAUCCAAAGUACUCUGAAGAAUGGAAAGGAUUUUGGAGUCGUCGUUACAAAGAGUUAAUGUCUCAAGGAAGAGAUGCCAACAGUCAUGAUUAUAAACAAGAAUGGAUUCUGUUUUGGAUGAAUCGUAUGAAGGAACUUCAUGCAGAUGACAUAAAAUCUAAGAAAAAUGAAAUUCGACGAAAAUUGAAUUUGACACAAGAAUUUGUGACUAAAAUUGAAGCUGAACCUAAUCGGUCACGUUCUCGGUCAAAAUCACCAGUUCAUCAUCGCUCAAAGAGUCCAAAUAUUAGAACUCGAUCACCAAAAAAUCGAACAAGUCGUCGUUCUCGCUCACCAGCACGUAGAUCACCACUUCGACGUGUUCGGAAGUCCAGAUCACCAAUUGAAAUUUCGGACGAAAGUGAUGGUGAAAAUUAUAGAAAGUCUUCAAGAUACGAGCGUAAACGAUUUAGAUACGAUGAAGAUAGAUCUCAUAGCAGAAUCUCAGACAGUCCAAAUAGCUAUAGAUCUGCUUCAAACUUCCGUGACAUUCGUCGUUCGCCUUCACCUGACAUUUAUUGUAAAGAUGGUGAAAUUAAUUUGGUAUCAGUUUGUCGUCUCCUGUCAGCACUUGAAAGUGACAUUGGAAUAUUAGCGGAACGAGUGAUUUGCUUGUUGACAAAAGCUAUUGGAAUGGAAAAGGCAGAAGCAAAUUCAUGUGACAAUUUACUUUUUGAAAAUGACAACAUGAUUCUUAUGGAGACUGUUAAAGAACGUCUGAAGGGAGGUUUAAGUGCUAAUCUUGUUGCUUCACAUAAAAUUCCAGCAGUCAAGCGUGCAAUUCAACAAAUUGCAUCAUUAAUUUAUGAAACAAACAAGAAGAAACAAGCAAUGCCAGUUCAAGUGCCAGUAAAAAUGUCUGAACCAACUAAAAGAGAAGAUGUGAAUGAAGCUGCAAGACUUGAAAUUGCUAGAGUCCUGACACAAUCUUUAAUAGAACAAGGUAGAGAUGAUAUAACUCCUGAAGAAUUGGAGGAAAUGAUUGAAGCUUUUAUACAAGAAGGACUCGAGACAGCCAAAGAUGAGGAUCCAGCGCCACAAGAAAGUCGACCAACAACACCAACAUUGUCACCUCAACCAUCAAAAUCUUUUGAGUCUAAAACUAUUGACACUCGAAGAUCAGACAAAGACGAUACUUUUACAGAACUAGAAAAUUUAACGGACGAUGACUUAAAGACACUUUUAAGAAACUUUUCAGACUUGACAUGCGAUGAACAAAAUCAUUUGAUAACAUAUCUAUCAAAAAUUGAAAAUACUGAUCGGCAAAGAGUUGAACGAUUGAGAAAAUAUGUUGAUAUUGGAGAUGACGAUAUUGAAAGUGAAUAUGAACAUGAAGAAGUCAAAACAGAUUUACCAAUGGACACUAAUAAGAAUUUAUUCAGAAAGUCACCAGAAAAAGCACAAGUCUUAUCUGAUGAUGAGUAUGAAGACACAGAAAUUGUCAAGUCAAUGAAUGCAACAGUAAAUAUUGAUCUAAAGCCACAACCAAUAAAUCCCACACUUUCAAAUACAGGUGCUGUUGCCAAUGAACUUAUGAGCUCACUAAUGACAAGUUUUAUGCAAACAUCAAGCUGGGAAAUGCCAGUACAACAACCACCAACCAAAGAAUCAUGGGAUAUGCCUAUGAAUAAUGAAAUGCAAUACCAAAUGCCUAAUAUGAUGGUUCAACAACCAUUUUAUAAUCAACCUUUGCCAAUGCACAAUAUGAACACUGUUUCACCAUGGCAACAGCCAGUCAUUACACCACCUUCAAUGCAAGAAAUGCCAAACAUGCCAUUUGGUCAGUAUCCACCAAGAAAUGCACCCAGAAUAGAUCCGAAUAUUCAAAGACAAAAUGAUAGAAGAAGAUUGGAAAGACCAAAUAAUACACAACUUACUGGAAAAGGAAAGAACCGACGCUAAAUGAAGAUUGAAGUUUAAUAAUAACAAAAAAUUAAGGUUAAAAAAAUAUAAAAUUUCUAAUACUAAGUGAGUUGUGUAAGUGAAAGUGCUAAAAAGAGACAAAACUGAAUUUUUUAAACCGUUAAAAGUUAUUUAAAAAUAAAAAAAAAAUAAUUGGAAGCAAAGUUUAAAUUAAAAAGAAAACAAAAUUGGAAAAUCUGUAAAAUACCGACAAAUCAGGAAAGAAUUAAAAUUCUCUUAAAAUUGUGUUUUUUGUACUGUGGAAAAAUGUGAUGAAUAUUUUUGAAGAAAUUCAAAAAAAAAAUAAUUAAAAAAGUCGUCAUUCACAAAAUCGUAAGUGUUAAAGCUAUCAACAAAACAUCAAUGGAUUGCAAGAGAUCAAAACGUAAGAUGUAAAGUGACAAAGGCAGGAAAAAUUUUGAUAAUAUCUAAACACAAAACAGAAGUGUUUAACUUUUUCAUCCAUUACAUCUAGGAAUUCCAUAAAUGUGUACAUCGAAAAGUUAUUCAAAAAUGCCAGCAAAGUGACAAAUGUCAGGCAAAUAGUAUUCAUAUUAAACUACUAGGAUAUCGAGAUCAUUUCGUAAUAUUUUUCAAAAAAUAAUAGUGAACUUUGUAUUGAUUAAUAUUUUUCUUUUGAAAAAUUAGAAAAUAGGUAGGUACAGUGGAAAAAAAUUUUAGUUUUAAGUUAAGCAUUUCCUAUUAAAAAUAUAUAACGAAAAUAAAUAAUUUUUUAAUCGCGAAAUUUAUUCAAUGUGAAAUAUUUUUUUCGUUCAUAAUUUUUAAACUAUCUUUUAC